Molecule: messenger RNA, 813 nt
Organism: Apiotrichum porosum
Lineage: Eukaryota; Fungi; Basidiomycota; Tremellomycetes; Trichosporonales; Trichosporonaceae
Gene: NUO31
Product: NADH-ubiquinone oxidoreductase 30.4 kDa subunit, mitochondrial
Exons: 7
Coding region: 1-813 (270 amino acids)
Molecular function (GO): NADH dehydrogenase (ubiquinone) activity
Source: RefSeq, a predicted model, not a curated record
AUGGCAGCCCGGUCCUCGCUCGUUGCGCUCCGCGGCGGUCUCCGCACCGCCUCGCGCCCAGUCAUCGCCGGCCGCGCCCUCGCCACCUCUGCCGUCCUCCGUUCGGCCCAGCCCUCGACCCCUCCCUUCAAGGAGCCCGUUGGCGUCAACCCCGCCGACAAGACUGCCACGGUCAACUCGCCCCUCCACAACUUUGGCCAGUACCUGACCACUUGCCUGCCCAAAUACAUCCAGCAGUUCUCGGUCUACAAGGACGAGCUCACCCUCUACGUUCCCCCCUCGGCCAUUAUCCAGACCCUCACCUUCCUCCGUGACCACACCCAGUGCCAGUACAAGCAGGUCGUCGACAUUACCGCCGUCGACUACCCCACUCGCGAGAAGCGCUUCGAGGUCGUCUACAACCUCCUCUCGGUCGCCCACCAGUCGCGUAUCCGCGUCAAGACCUACGCCGACGAGAUCACCCCCGUCCCUUCGGCUGUCGAGGUCUUCUCGGGUGCCAACUGGUACGAGCGUGAGGUCUGGGACAUGUACGGUGUCUUCUUCAGCGGCCACCCGGAUCUCCGCCGUAUCCUUACCGACUAUGGUUUCGAGGGCCACCCCUUGCGGAAGGACUUCCCUCUGACAGGUUACACCGAGGUCCGCUACGACGAGGUCAAGAAGCGCGUCGUGUACGAGCCCCUGCAGCUCACCCAGGCCUUCCGCAACUUUGCGGACGGCGCCUCGCCUUGGGAGCAGGUGGGAGCCGGCACUGAGAGCACCCCAGAGGACUUCAAGAUCCCCCCGCCCCCGCCCCCCGCCGAGGAGAAGAAGUAG